Carassius auratus (goldfish) is the source of this 2441-nucleotide messenger RNA. Its product is annotated as cadherin-18-like. The transcript has 11 exons. Gene Ontology annotation, biological process: calcium-dependent cell-cell adhesion; cell-cell adhesion mediated by cadherin; cell morphogenesis. The annotation marks the transcript as partial. Gene Ontology annotation, cellular component: plasma membrane; adherens junction; catenin complex. The record is from RefSeq and is a predicted model, not a curated record. Gene Ontology annotation, molecular function: beta-catenin binding; calcium ion binding; cadherin binding. Lineage: Eukaryota; Metazoa; Chordata; Actinopteri; Cypriniformes; Cyprinidae.
AAAGGGAAACAAAACACAAACAACCAGUAGUGUGCAAUGAAGAAAAUCAAAUACUAGUGGUGAUGAUAUGAAUGUGAUAAAAAAGAAGAAAAAAAUGAAAUUAACUCCAUAUGAGAAGUAAUAACAAUGAUAGUAGGCAUGUGAGAAAUCGAGUCAAAGAGAGAGAGCGAGGGAAGCAGCGAGGGCUGGCUCACAUAUGACGGACGCUCCGUGAGAUCUGAGAUGGCCAAUCAGAGCACUCAGCUUGCCCAAGCUGCUGCAGCGGAGGAGUGAGAGAGGAUUCUUCCACACACACGCACACACAAGCAUCCAGAGCAGCAUACGCUCGACAAGGGAGCGCAGACAUGCGGUGACAAUGGUAUGCAUGGGACAGAUAGUCUGUUUGGAAACUUUACCACACGCUCCCGAUGCACAUUUGUGGACUUAUAUCAUUAGGAGAUUCAACAUGGCUGCUGCUGUCGUCUUGUGUGUUUGUUGGACCCAGGCUUGAACCUGUUGCUUUCUUCCUCGAGUGCUCUUUGAGUGCAUGAUGUCAGUGCAUUUCUGCUGUUUUUCCAAGAUGAAUGACUGAAAUAUGAACCUCAUUCAAGCUUUCUGGACCUCUGGUCCAGCGUCUGAUUAAAUCAAACCCCUCAAACGAACAUCCGAGGAGGGGAAUAAGGAGUAGACGUGGCUGCUGGUUGGUGGCGGUGGAGGACGAGGAGGUGGUGGAGGAGGGGGGUUUGGAAGCCAUCUUUAUCCUUUGGAAUAUACCAUUUGUGGAAUACCACUGUGUGUUUGGAAUAUCGCAGAACUUUGGGAGUUUCACUGUAGUUUUUGGAAUCCUUUUGGAAUAUUGGGAAUUUGGCUCCUGUUCGCAGUCAUGAAGGUGAACCCGAGCUCUUGUUUGUGUCCUGUACUUUUGUGCCUGUGUUUUCUGGAGAGGGGUUAUGAGGCGAGCCAUCACAGCCAAGCCAAAAUCAUUUCCAGGAGCCACAAUGCAACUCACAACCACAACCAGACUAAGGAUGGGGAAACAGAGGUCCACCAUCGGCCCAAACGAGGAUGGAUAUGGAACCAGUUCUUUGUCUUGGAGGAACACAUUGGUCCAGAGGCACAAUAUGUAGGAAAGCUACAUUCUAAUUCAGACAAAGGCGACGGUUCGGUCAGGUACAUCCUUAGUGGUGAAGGAGCAGGAAGUAUCUUCAUCAUCAACGAGGCCAUCAACAUCAACACCAAUAAACCCCUGGAGCCAGAGUCAGAGUUCAUUAUAAAAGUUCAGGAUAUUAAUGACAAUGCCCCCAAAUUCCCUGACGGACCCUUCGUCACAACUGUGCCUGAGAUGGCAGAAGUUGGUACAUCAGUUUUUCAAGUGACAGCGACCGACGCAGAUGACCCUACAUAUGGAAACAGUGCACGGGUGGUGUACAGCGUUCUGCACGGACAGCCAUACUUCUCCGUUGACCCCAAAACUGGAAUCAUCAGAACAGCGCUGACAGACAUGGAUCGAGAGGCGAGAGAACAUUACUCUGUGGUGAUCCAAGCCAAAGACAUGGCGGGGCAGGUGGGAGGGCUGUCGGGCUCUACCACCGUCAACAUCACGCUGACCGACGUCAAUGACAACCCACCCAAGUUCCCCCAGAAGAAUUACCAGGUGUUUGUCCCGGAGUCAGCACAGGUGGGGAAACCAGUGGGGAAGAUCAAAGCUAACGAUGAGGACAUCGGAAUCAAUGCAGAGAUCAAAUACAGCAUCCUGAACCCCGAGGGGGCCGGAAUGUUCUCCAUCUCCACAGACAAAGACACUAGAGAGGGUGUGAUCACGCUGAGAAAGCCACUGAACUAUGAGAAGAAGAAGCAAUACAGUCUUCACAUCUCUGCUGAGAACACGCACUUGGAUCCACGCUUCUCCUAUCUGAGCUCGUUCAAAGACGACGCCACGCUCAAGAUCACAGUCGGAGACGUAAAUGAGCCUCCCAUUUUCUCAAUGGAUUAUUACAUUAUGGAGGUCUAUGAGAACGCCAGGGUAGGAACUGAAGUGGGAGCCGUCACAGCGAGAGACCCAGACAGCAAAAACAGUCCUGUCAGGUAUUUCAUCGAGCGGAGAGAAGACAAAGAGGUGUAUUUCGAUAUCGAAUCCAUCAGCGGAGUCAUUAGAACCACUCAGCUCCUGGACCGCGAGGAUACGCCCUGGCACAACAUCACUGUCAUGGCAACAGAGGAAGACAAUCCCAGUCUUCAGAGCCAUGUGCCCGUUACAGUGCAGGUCCUGGAUGUGAACGACAAUCCUCCAAUGAUCAACACAGAAGACGAUAUCAUCAUCUGUGAAAGCACCAGGGCAGGACAGGUCAUUCAGACAAUCACGGCUGUGGAUAAAGAUGAUUUUGCCAAUGGAAAGGGAUUUUCCUUCUCUUUUCCUGGAGGAGUUCCUGCCAACCCUAACUUUACAAUAAAAGACAAUGAAG